Messenger RNA from Labrus mixtus (cuckoo wrasse), 1799 nucleotides. Its product is annotated as SH3 domain-binding glutamic acid-rich protein-like. Gene Ontology annotation, cellular component: cytoplasm. Bases 60 to 1109 code for a protein of 349 amino acids. Gene Ontology annotation, biological process: tail-anchored membrane protein insertion into ER membrane. The record is from RefSeq and is a predicted model, not a curated record. NCBI's taxonomy places the organism in Eukaryota, Metazoa, Chordata, Actinopteri, Labriformes, Labridae. The transcript is spliced from 14 exons.
UAGGACCUCAGUGAAUCAGCUGCUAUGCAACAAGCAACUUCAGCGGGUGAUGAACAAACAUGGCGACUGGCUAUGCGUGGCUCCUCGUCCUGGGCUCGGUCUUUCUUUGCAAUUUAAUGAAAACACUUCUUCCGUCUAUAUCAUCAUUCCUGACAAAGAUGAUGCAGAAAGAUGCUGAGCAGGAGAGUGGGAUGAGGAUUGAAAUCCAAGAGUUGAAGAAGGAGCAGUCAUCAAUUAGCAUGAUGGAUGAGUUUGCUAGAUAUGCCAGAUUGGAGCGCAAACUCAACAAGAUGACAGACAAGCUGAAAACCCAUGUAAAAUCCAGAACAGCACAGCAAGCCAAGAUGAAAUGGAUUGUGAACAUUGUCUUUUAUAUACUGCAGAUAAAAAAAAAGCAGCAAGAUGUUGUGGGCUUUCUGGAGGCUCUCAAAGUGGACUACACUCAGCUGGACAUUGCCUGCAACGAGGAGAAUCGCAUGUGGAUGAGGCAGAAUGUCCCAGAGGAUAGGAAGCCUACGAACGGCAUCCCCCUACCCCCUCAAAUCUUUAAUGAAGCGAGCUACUGUGGGGACUACGACACAUUCUUUGAUGCCAAGGAGGACAACUCAGUUUAUGCCUUCCUGGGACUGCCCCCUCCUCCUGGGUCAAAGGAAGCAGAAAAGGCUGACAAGGCGGACAUUGUGGAGAAUGGGACCCACGCCGAAGAAACUAAUACAGUGGGCAACCUUGAUGACUUAAUAGAGGUUCCUGUGGAGGAGCGUAAUGGAAAUACACACAGAGAGGAGGAGAAGCUGCAACAGGCAGCUGAUGAGGAGGAGGAAGCUCAGGAUGGCGAGGAGGAGGCGGAAAUAACAGAGGGAGAGACUGCAGAUAAAGAAGAAACAGCAGGAGACGAAACCCCUAUGGAGGAAGAGGAGGCAGUGGAAGAAGCAGACGAGGUCACAGAAGAUAUACAGGCUCAUGCAGAGGAGGAAGAAGGACAGGAGGAAGAGGAUUUGCAGUCAGAGGAGGAAGAAGAGCUACUACAGCUUGAGGAAGAAGAAGAGGCGGAAGUUGAAGAGGACGAAGAAGAAGACUUGGAAGAAACACAGGAGGAAGAGGCUGAGUAGUUAAAGGCAGGUGUCGUCCCUGAUGUUGACUUGCUUCUGUCAAGGCGGAAGAAGCCUCCUGUUUGUCUCUCCUUGACCCCUGAAGCUUGACCUCCCUCUGUCCUGUCAAACAACCCCUCUACCCUCCCCUUGGCCACACUGGACUUCACUGGAAACUGCUGAAAAGACUGAAAAUUCCUAACCCACAUCUGCCCCUAUCCCUUGUGACUGCUAUAUUGACUUAAUUUUUAUAUUUUGCCUGUAGAGACUUGCUUUAAUAAAAAUGUGCAGUUAUUUUGUUAAAAUCAAAACAUAUUUCUCAUGUUUUAAGUAGAAGAUGUUUUACAGAUAUUCUUACACAAGAGACAGUGACCUUUUAGGAAAAUAUUACCUUUAAAUACCUCAGCUUGUCAGUAUUUCAGAGGUUCAUAUCUCAAAGUUUUAUAUCCCACUCUGUUUUAAAUUCUGUGGUUUUAUUACAAUAGUCUUUCGCUAAUGUUGUUCCUUUAAUGGCUAUCAACUUAAUGUAAAAAUGGAACUAAGACUUCUAAAGGCCACGUGAGAAAAAAAGUAUGCAAAUAUUGCAAGGAUGCAAAAUGGUCCACCUCUAUUCUGACUACUCCUGCUUAUCAAUGCAUUUUGUUGAAUGAGUAGAGCUACUAAGUGUUAGAUGGACUAACAUGUGCAAUAAAGUAGACAGGUUAAAAAGAA